AUGUUCUUCCUGCGCUACCUGCGCGCGCUGCUGCGGCACUACGAGGAGGGCUUCUGGCUGGUGGUGCUCUUCGUGCUCACCUCGCUGCCCGGACUGCGAGAGGUGAGCAUGUGCGGAAACUACGCGGCGCACGACGUCGCGCUCUCGCUGCUGCGGAUGGUGUCCAACAACAUCGGCCAGAUCGCGACGCUGUACGCGCAGCAGUCGGGGCUGCGCCACAUCGUCCAGCCCCUCUUUCUGAAGCACGACUGCUUUGUCGGCGCCAUCGUUGGCGGCUGA
Emiliania huxleyi CCMP1516 is the source of this 279-nucleotide messenger RNA. RefSeq lists its product as hypothetical. Gene Ontology annotation, biological process: coenzyme A biosynthetic process. The transcript is spliced from 4 exons. NCBI's taxonomy places the organism in Eukaryota, Haptophyta, Isochrysidales, Noelaerhabdaceae. Bases 1 to 279 code for a protein of 92 amino acids. The record is from RefSeq and is a predicted model, not a curated record. Gene Ontology annotation, molecular function: ATP binding; pantothenate kinase activity.